AUGGGUCCCGACUUGACGCCAAAAUAUGACUCCAACGAUGAAAGCGACCACGAUGACGAUGAAUGCAUCUACAAAGGCGACCAAACCAUAGCACCUAUUGGUUGCAAAGAACUUUUACCGCGCGUGACCCUUUUUGUGGUCAUUGGGUUUAUAUCACUACUGUUUUCUGUAACCCUGGCCCAUCAAGUACUGGAGAUCAAUCUACCCCAGACUUUGGACGAUGUCAAAGCCAUUGCUCGUCACCUCGAAACCAUGGCAGCCUCUACUUGGCUGGAUUAUGCAUCGAUUCUCGGUGUUUUUGCCGUUAUUUAUUUAUGGCAGCAAGCUUUUUCCAUUCCGGGGUCUGUGCUUCUUAAUCUUUUGGCAGGGCACUUGUACGGCAUCCCUUUUGCCACCGUUUGGACCAGCGCUUUGACCGCAGCAGGGGCUACUCUAGCCUACGGAUUGGCAAUGCUUGUCGGUGAACCUUUUCUGGGCAUGCCGUGGGUGGCCAAACGAGCGGCACCUUUCACACGCCAAAUGGAACGACAGAAAUCCAAGACGGACCUGUUUUGGUGGCUUCUUUUCGCUCGGUUAUUCCCGUUUAGCCCAUAUUGGUUCAUUAAUUUGAUAUCUCCGCUUCUAGGAGUGCCUGUGGGGCCCUUUUUCUGGUCCACUUUCCUUGGUUCCAUGCCCUACAAUUUCAUCUGUGCCCAAGCAGGAGCGGUUCUCGGUAGCUUAACGUCCACUUCCGAUAUUUUAUCCUUCGGACUUUUGCUGAAACUCCUAUUCGUUUCCUUUAUUUCUCUCGUACCCAUCAUCUGGGGAAAAUCCAUUCAACGUUGGGUCCGAAGGAUGCUGCAGUUACCACCAGUCGAUGAUGACGAUAUAGAAAAGGGCCUCUCUAUGGAACUAUCGCAAAACAGCGAUUACCAGCGCGUCUCUCAGCAUGAUUAG
Molecule: messenger RNA, 936 nt
Organism: Radiomyces spectabilis
Lineage: Eukaryota; Fungi; Mucoromycota; Mucoromycetes; Mucorales; Radiomycetaceae
Product: snare associated Golgi protein-domain-containing protein
Exons: 1
Coding region: 1-936 (311 amino acids)
Source: RefSeq, a predicted model, not a curated record